Messenger RNA from Hippopotamus amphibius kiboko, 729 nucleotides. RefSeq names its product helt bHLH transcription factor (gene HELT). Gene Ontology annotation, biological process: regulation of neurogenesis; regulation of transcription by RNA polymerase II; anterior/posterior pattern specification. Gene Ontology annotation, cellular component: nucleus. The record is from RefSeq and is a predicted model, not a curated record. Lineage: Eukaryota; Metazoa; Chordata; Mammalia; Artiodactyla; Hippopotamidae. Gene Ontology annotation, molecular function: RNA polymerase II cis-regulatory region sequence-specific DNA binding; protein dimerization activity; DNA-binding transcription factor activity, RNA polymerase II-specific. The transcript is spliced from 4 exons. Bases 1 to 729 code for a protein of 242 amino acids.
AUGUCAGACAAGCUCAAGGAACGCAAAAGAACCCCCGUUUCCCACAAAGUGAUAGAAAAGCGGAGGAGAGACCGGAUUAACCGCUGUUUGAACGAGCUGGGCAAGACGGUGCCCAUGGCCCUGGCGAAGCAGAGUUCUGGGAAGCUGGAGAAGGCGGAGAUCCUCGAGAUGACCGUUCAGUACCUGAGAGCCCUGCACUCCGCUGAUUUUCCCCGGGGAAGAGAAAAAGCAGAACUGCUAGCGGAGUUUGCCAACUACUUCCACUACGGCUACCACGAGUGCAUGAAGAACCUGGUGCAUUACCUCACCACCGUGGAGCGGAUGGAGACCAAGGACACCAAGUACGCGCGCAUCCUCGCCUUCUUGCAGUCCAAAGCCCGCUUGGGCACCGAGCCCGUCUUCCAGCCGCUGGGUUCGCUCCCGGAGCCGGAUUUCUCUUAUCAGCUGCACCCAGCAGGGCCCGAGUUCGCGGGCCACAGCCCCGGUGAGGCGUCCGUGUUCCCGCAGGGGGCAGCCCCGGGGCCCUUCCCCUGGCCGCACGGCGCAGCCCGCAGCCCGGCGCUGCCCUACCUGCCAGGCGCGCCCGUGCCGCUCCCGAGCCCCGCGCAGCAGCACAGCUCCUUCCUGGCGCCCGUGCAGGGCCUGGACCGACAUUACCUCAACCUGAUCGGCCACGCCCACCCCAACGCCCUUAACCUGCACACGCCUCAGCACCCCCAGGUGCUCUGA